AAUAUUAGUCUUGGCGGUUGGCGGGAAUGAGUGAUUGCAGAGUACGCAGACAAUCAAAAGACAACAACUUGUCAGCACUUGAGAGGACAAAUUGGCCGAUUGAUACAUGAUUCUGCAAUCCGAUUGUUUCUCCAAUAAUUGUUUUACAAUUUCUUUUCAUUUGUUAAAGCAGUCAUGACAGAACAAAAUGAAGAAGCUAUGUUAACAUAUUACAAGCGCCUGUUUCCUUAUGGACCCUACUUCAGGUGGCUAAAUUAUGGAAAUAUGAAAGAACACUAUUUUCACAACCGAGAAUUUUCAUUUACUCUUCCUGAUGACAUCUACAUUAGAUAUCAGUCCUUUAAAGAUCAAGAUGAGUUGGAAGAAGAAAUGAAAAAAAUGAAACCGCAGAAGAUAGAUUUGGGUGCUGUAUAUAAUCACAGGCCCAAAAACCAUAGAAGUAUCAGUCACUUUAUUCCAAUGGAAAAAGAAUUAGUUUUUGAUAUAGAUAUGACUGAUUAUGAUGAUGUCAGAAAUUGUUGCCAAGGGGCUGACAUAUGUGACAAAUGCUGGAAGUUCAUGGUUGUGGCUAUCAAAGUCUUGGAUGCUGCUUUAAGAGAUGAUUUUGGUUAUCAGCAUUUACUUUGGGUAUUUUCUGGUCGUCGUGGAGUCCAUUGUUGGGUCUGUGAUGAUGCAGCAAGAGCUCUUGAUCAGUCAGCGCGGUCUGCUGUUGCUGAAUACCUGCAGAUUAUCAAAGGAGGAGAACAACAAAAUAAGAAAGUUUCCUUCAACUAUGAACAUCUUCAUCCAGCAGUAAGUCGAGCUGCCAGAAUCGUCGAAGACCACUUUGAAUCAAUGAUGGUGAAAGAUCAAGACAUACUUGGAAGUGAAGAAGCAAUCAAGAAAUUUUUAACUAUGAUACCGGAUGAAAAGUUAAGGAACACUCUUGAAAAAAGUAUGCUCAGUUACCACGACAGCGCAAGCCGAUGGAGAGUAUUUGAAGAGUUAACUGCUAGCACCAACAAAAAUAAACGACAAUCUUCACACCUUAAAGAAGAAAUAAUGCUGCAACUCACAUACCCUCGACUAGAUAUCAACGUAUCUAAACAACUCAACCAUUUACUCAAAUCUCCUUUCUGCGUUCAUCCGAAAACGGGCAAGAUAUGCGUUCCGAUUGAUCCCCUUGAUGUGGAAGAGUUUAGUCCUGAAACCGUCCCAACGUUAACGCAACUAAUCAAUGAACUGCUGGAAUUGGAAGUUUGUGAUGGCACGGGCAAAGAUGGCAAGAGCCUCAAAGACUAUGAGAGAACCGCCCUAAAUCCUUCUAUCCAGCUUUUUAAGAAGUUUUUAAAUAAUUUGGAGAGUUCUUGGAAGCACAAGAGAAUUGCAGCGAACGAUGCGAAAAUGGAAUUUUAGAAAUAGAGAAAAAAUAGUUACUUGGACUUCUUUUAUCAAUCCUUUGGCUCUGAGUACAGCAUUUUUCUAAACAUUAGAGAAAGAUGGCAGAAUACACAGCAUUCAAUUUGUAA
Daphnia pulex (common water flea) is the source of this 1508-nucleotide messenger RNA. It is a transcript of the gene DNApol-alpha50, whose product is annotated as DNA primase small subunit-like. Gene Ontology annotation, cellular component: alpha DNA polymerase:primase complex. The transcript has 8 exons. Gene Ontology annotation, biological process: DNA replication, synthesis of primer. NCBI's taxonomy places the organism in Eukaryota, Metazoa, Arthropoda, Branchiopoda, Diplostraca, Daphniidae. The record is from RefSeq and is a predicted model, not a curated record. The coding region runs from base 175 to 1395 and encodes 406 amino acids.